Molecule: messenger RNA, 3929 nt
Organism: Lymnaea stagnalis (great pond snail)
Lineage: Eukaryota; Metazoa; Mollusca; Gastropoda; Lymnaeidae
Source: the annotation of a GenBank genome assembly
UGUCUUUGCAAGUCGUCUCCUUCACUAAAUAGUCCAUUGGAUAACAAUGACUUCCUCCUGUAUUUGCCAGCCGCAUCCAAUGCACUGGUUCAAGUCAAAUGCCGAAUGUAUGUUGUGAGUAUUUUCUUAACGACUCUCCUCCAACAUCUUCCAAGACCACUGUCUUCCUCGCCCAGGGUAUAGCGGGGUAGCUAAGCGCUGGUGUGGUAUAGGUCGUAGUAUGUGGCGUGCUAAGCAUAAAUCAGAAAUUCUUUUCAAGGAGCUUAAAAAUCAUAUAUAUUACCUGCCGGAAAGGAAUCUUCCCAUUCAGUCCGGAGUAAUCAAAUGUGUCUUAUAUGGAGGGGUGCGUGGUCUACAAGACUUGCAAACAAAUGACGUCUAUCAUGUCACUUCCCACUUCGUCCCACGACCAAAAAAGAAUAGAACAACACAUUGGAUUUAGUUAGCUCAUAUUUAUAAAGCGAAAUAUCUCUGAUUGUUAUUGGAGUCCUUUCCCCACUGACAUGCGAAAUAGCUAAUAAAGCCAAAGUAAAGUCACUAACACAUGUUUAAUAUAUUACAAGGGGCAUGCUAUGCAUGGCUGAUCACGUCAAAUAACCGAGAUGGCCAGCCACGAAAAAUAGAAUAAAAUUUAAAAAAAAUGUAUUUUAAUAUGGCAAUUUCCACAUAACCUGUUCAGAGGCGUAGCGAGGGUGUUUGGCGCCCGGGGACAAGAUUCGCGCCCGGGGACAAGAUCCUUUUUAAAGCGCCCCUUUUUCUUUUUUUCAACUCUCAAGCCCAUUAUUUUCAUCAAUAAAAUAAUAUCAAAGCACAUUUUGGCGCCCCUAACUAGCUGGCGCCCGGGGACAUGUGUCCCCCUCCUCCUGCCACCCCCUCGCUACGCCUCUGAACCUGUUACAAAUUUGUAUAUAUCCAAUAUCAGCAUCGUAUUUGUAGGCAUGUGUCAAGCGAGGUCACCCGUCCAUAUACGCCUUGCUAUUGCUAAGUAUUUUAAUGCGCAUUUUGAUAAAAUGGGAAAUUUCCAAUGCUUCUUUCCAGAUAAUAUAUAUUUCUAUCAGUCUUAUUUAUAUAAAAAAAAAUGUUAUAAAUACGAGCUACGUAUUAGCUGUGUAGAGCACCAAGAACAUGAAUGUUUUUGAUAUGUUUAGAUGUUUAAAAUAAAGCUACUAUUUAAAACGUUCAAUUAUUUACUUUUCACUCAGUCGUAUGUUUAAAAGGUGAAUAUAGAGACCGUGUUUCAAUUUAUCGGACCGCAACACGUGUCGAAGAAUUAUGUUUCAGUUUAAUUCAUUCAAGUGAACAACGCAAGCUCUUUAAGAAAUCCAUUUCAAAUGUCCAGGUAAGAGAAUUGAGCUUAUUUAUAGUUUAUAUUUUAAAUUCCCGAGGACCAACAGCAACAAUAAAUAAGAGUGGUUACAUUGAUUAUUUAUUUUAAAUAACUUUUACUAUAGUGUAAGAAUUUAACCAAGGAGUACGCAUAUUUACUUAGGAUUGUGUGACGUCAAAGAAAGCCAAACAGGAAUAGAUUAAAUAGCUUUUUAAGAAACCUAACAAAUAGAAAAGAAUAUGAGUAGGCUGGGUAGGAUACUUGUAAAAAUGUAUUAUGUCAAUUCAAUUUAUACUUAUUUAAAUUUUUUUUUUGUACCGAUGAAGGCAUUUGAGGCAACGUUGACAUUAGUAUUUCCUAAAAUCGUCAUCAAAGCUGAGCAUAUUUAGCUUUAUGCACACAAAUUGUUGGUGUCUAAUUAAUCUAAACAUACUAAAAAAAAACCUCACACAUGGAUCACAAGUGGAUACAAAAUGCAGUCCAGAAAUUUUUUACUUAUCAUCGGCUGUGAAAUUGGAUCGUGAUUGGAUACAUGAAUAAUAUGAGGCUUGUGUGCUUCACGGUCGUGGUCAUUUGCGUCCACUUUUUGGAGACACUGUCCGCUGAAAAUCUUGAAAAUGUGUGCGACAAAGACAUACCCUCAAGACCUGCACCACGUUCUUCGAAAUUUGGCAUUUCGAAAGUUGUUGUGCACUUGAUGCCAAAAGUUUGCACUGAGGGAGAGUUCCACGACUGGUUCGAAUGUAGGUCAUGUGCAGACGGGACGUUCAUGACACGAACUAUGGCGGAGGCCAGAGAGCACGUGUCGUGCCAGGAAUGUUAUCAACCUCGAGAAGAUCAGGUAAGUCAAACGUGUUGUCUCGAAAGGUAUGUUAUGAUUGCUUUAAAAGAAAAGAACAACCCGGGUGUAUUUAAUUUUGUUUCAUGGGCGCUUAUCUCUUGGUGAAAUCUUGAAAUCAAUUUAAGACCACUUUGUUUUUUUUACAGAUCGGAUUUCCUUGAUUUUUCGUCUGCCGUUUCUUAAAUCUUUAGGGUAAUUUUUAUUCGUAUAAAGCAAUAUUAAUAUAUUAUACUUUUAAAUGGAUUUAAUAAAGACAUUAAUAGGGAAUAGGGUAGGGUGUAUUAGUCAGGGGGGUUGAGGUAAAGAUGGUUCUGGAAUGGGGAUCGGGUGGGAGCGCAUAGGACUGAGGUGUAGGACAGAGGUAUAGGACAGAGGUAUAGGACAGAGGUGAUUUUAGGAUAAUAUCUUUCAGGAGCGAAGCAGAGAGUGAGCAAAUUUUUAACGAUGAUACCAAUAUAUCAAAAUCCGUUGUUGCAAUACAUAUUUAAAAUAAAUUCAAUAUAAUACAUAUAUUAUUAUGUAUAUAUAGUAAAGAUCGUGUAUUUUUUUACAAUUUUUAAAGGACAUUUGUUUUCGUUCUUGAUCAGAGGCCUGCAAAUGCAUGGUUGGGUUGUUCAUAGUAUUUAGAAGAAUAUAAAUAGUUAAAACUCACUAAUGUAGGAAAUGUAAAUAUCUAUACUAAAAUUCUUCUUCUUAAAUUAUUGAACGCCUAUUUACUUAUUUCCCAAGUAUACAAUACAAAGGCGCUGAAAUGUGUGGUAUUUUUUUUUGUUGAGGAUACAAUGCAUCAAACCUCGAUACAGUUACAUAUUUAAAAGUGUCGGAUUUUUAGAUGUUGAGACUUCGUAAGAACAGGUGGAAAGUAGCGCAACAUGCCUCCCUUCCAUUAUUAUCCCAGUAACACCGGGUCAUAUAUUCUAGUACAUAAUAACAGGGUAACUGUACAAAAAACAAAUGACGCGUCAAUUCUAUUAGUAACGUUUCUUGUUAGACAUUUCUGAAUCCUAUUACAAAAUAAAACUGUAUGCCGACUGUAAUUAAAAUUCUAAUAACAUUUCUUCAAUCUGUUCUCAGUUUGAAAUCGUUGUGGAGCCUUGUACCAAGACAAGAGACUCAUAUAUCAUGUGUGAAGACGGGUACUAUAGAAGUGUCGUACCGGGAAAACCCUGUCAGUCUCAAUGUAGUCGGUGCGAUGUGUGCGGCCUGGGUAUCAACAUGUUCAAGAACCACGCAGGCCGUGAAUGUAGCGGCUACCAAAACACGGUUUGCUGCCCACACGAGAACAUGGGUGUAGAGAAUAAUUCAUGCAUUGUUAAAACCACAGCAACAAAAAUGGCAACAACAGCCACUACUACAAUGACAACAUUAGAAACUACUGAUACAGAGCUGUUGCCCGACCUCCCGUUGCUAGACACACCUAGCACAGCCCCACAAUUCAUAGCACGUCCCAAAAUAAUAAUUUUAGGAAAUCUCUUAAUUUUAGCAAAACAAGCUAUAUUAUAUAGAUCCGUGCAAGAAGAGAAAUAUGUCAUGUUGUGACGGACAGAUUGCCUAGUAUUGUUUUGCUGUGUCAUGGCUUGCAUUUUGGUUUGUUAUGUAUUUUAUUACCAAUAAUCAUGAGGUGAACUUACACAGGAAACGUUGUCGUAUUGGAAACACGACAUUAAAAUGCGUAAGCAUUGUUUGGGCGGCAGUUGUGAUUGUUUGGGCGGCAGUUGUGAUUGUUUGGGCGGCAGUUGUGAUUGUUUGGGCGGCAGUUGU